Molecule: messenger RNA, 2123 nt
Organism: Kockovaella imperatae
Lineage: Eukaryota; Fungi; Basidiomycota; Tremellomycetes; Tremellales; Cuniculitremaceae
Product: major facilitator superfamily domain-containing protein
Exons: 3
Coding region: 73-1998 (641 amino acids)
Cellular component (GO): membrane
Molecular function (GO): sucrose:proton symporter activity
Source: RefSeq, a predicted model, not a curated record
AUUCCCUGUGGUAUUGCAGCACGCAGCGCGGCGAACGAGAGCUCGCCACAGGCUGAUCUUCUAGCAUUCAGUAUGACGGCAAGUAAACAGGGUGACAAGCCCACCUACACCUCGUUCUCAACUCUUCUGCGGUCGCCUUCCAAUGGCGGGUCGUCAUCGACACAUCCCGACCGAACACUUGCACCCAGCCGUACACCUGGUUCCCGAACAGUCUCACCUACUCCCCCGAGUAGGACCAAAGCUAGUCCAAGGAGUCGUCUGAGUAUCUGGAGUAUGUUAGCCUUGACAGUCUCCAUGGGCGGGAGUCAGAUUGCCUGGACUGUCGAGCUUGGCUAUGGAACGCCAUACUUGCUAUCCCUAGGUCUCUCAGAGCAGCUGACAUCCCUGGUAUGGCUUGCCGGUCCAAUAUCCGGGCUGGUCGCUCAACCCCUCAUUGGUGCCAUCUCUGAUUCCUCCAAUUCGAGAUACCGACGUCGGUACUGGAUAGUGAUGGCAACGAUUCUUCUUGUACUGAGCGGUCUGGGCUUGGCUUUCACUCAGCCCAUAGCGGCAACUCUGGUAGCUAUCUUCGGUGGAGGUCAGGGAUCAUGGGAUCCAAAGACAGCCAACUUGGUGCGAUCGACCUCCAUUGCUAUUGCCGUGACAAGCUUUUACUGCCUCGACUUUGCCCUCAACGGUCUACAAGCAUCUUUGCGGAAUUUGGUCCUAGAUAUUGUGCCUGGAGAUCAGCUGGCCUCAGCUAAUGCCUGGCAUGGACGCUUCAACCAUUUUGGCAACAUUGUUGGGUUCACCAUGGGCUUCCUCAAUCUCAACCAUGUCCCCAUCAUUCGCCUUGUGGGUGGAGGUCAAUUCCGCAAAGUCUGUAUUGUGGCACUAGCAAUCCUUGUUCUCACCGUCUGGAUCACUUGCUGGACCCAGGAAGAGGUCGAACGGAAUUCCCCCUUCGGACGCCGGUCCAAAGUCAGCGAUGUAAUCUCCACGAUAUACGAAGCGGUGCUUCAUUUGCCCAAACCUGUUCGUCGCGUCUGCAUCGUUCAGAUUGCCGCGUUCAUGGGAUGGUUUCCUUAUCUGUUCUACUCCACAACGUAUGUGGCCCAUGUAAUGGCUGAUGAGCUGGGACACGAACCAGAUCUCGACAAGGCGACGCGGGCGGGAAGCCUGGCUCUGCUCAUUUACUCGUUCGUCGCCAUCGUCGCGGGGACUCUGUUGCCAUAUCUCGCUUCGCGGGACAGGAGAUUGCUAGGUGCGAUUGAUGCAGGAGGAGAAACAGACGAUGAGGAAGCAGACUUGGAGCAGAUCCGCGAGCAGGUCCGCCAGUGGAAGGCGGAAUCCGCACGACACGGGAAGCCGCUCAAGCUACCAACUAUGCCGUUCAUGUUGCGUAACAUAUGGACGGCUGGUCUUCUGCUCUUCGCCGCAAUCAUGGCGUCUACGUUCUUCAUUCGGACUGUCUGGCAGGCAACCGUGGCUAUCGCACUCGUCGGCAUCUGCUGGGCAAUCGCCUGCUGGGUGCCAUUCGCCAUUAUUAUGGAGUUUUUGAAGGAAGCCGAGGAUUCCUCUAGCACCGAGAUACGCCCACGCCCGCCCCGCCUCCAAUCUCAGCCUGCCGUCUCUCGUUCUCAGCCUACGAGUCCUGUUCGACCUAAUGAGCGCACGGCUUUGACGCGAAGCUGGUCCACGGCCGACAUUGAGGGACAAGACAACGAAUACACAGGCAGUGGGCCAGUAGCAGGAGGGACCAUAAUGGGGAUCCACAAUCUCGCUAUUGUUUUUCCACAAUUCAUAAUUGCCAUUGUGGCUUCUCUGAUCUUCAAGUGGACGGAUGGCACCGAUACCAACGCCGAAUACUCCUCGAAGCCAGGCGUCGCAUGGGUGUUGCGAUUCGGUGGUCUCAUGGCUUUAAUAGGUGCUGUGAUUAGUCGCAAGGUUCCGCCAACCAAAACGGAGAAGGCAAUGAGGCGGCGGUUGGCCGAGAUGCGAGAGGAGAGCGAAGAUUAAAGGGAGGCAUAUUUCAACGGUUGAAAGACUCAGUCUACGACUUUGAUGAGCAUUUGGUGUAAACAUGAUGGAAAGCUACCACGUUGAACCUCUACCAUGUCAAGCUUGAGACACUUUUCCACGAU